Haemonchus placei is the source of this 768-nucleotide messenger RNA. The record is from the annotation of a GenBank genome assembly. Lineage: Eukaryota; Metazoa; Nematoda; Chromadorea; Rhabditida; Trichostrongylidae.
AUGGGCAAGGAUGCUGAUACAGAUCGGAGAAGGAACAUAUCCAGAAAAUGUGUUUGGUUAUAUCGAGCUGCCUUCCACUCUCAACAAGGAGACCUUAUUCGUGAAGUUUUUGGUGAUACCAUCGAAGUAGACGACAUAGCAGAGCUAGCGGAAAAGGCAAUACUUGCUCCAAAAAAUAUUCAUGUAGCGCACAUGAACGAUCUCGCGCUGGAGCGAAUCCCUGUGCAUCUGGAACUCAAAGUAUACAAGAGCAUCGACGGAGUGGAAAAUGCAGACCCGGAUGACUCACUCAGUUAUCAAGUGGAGCAUCUGAACAGGUUGCAGCCAAGUGGGAUGCCUGCGUACGAGCUCAAGCUGAAGUAAGGAUGCAUCGUUAUGCUGAUCCGUAAUCUAGACGCAUCCAAAGGCCUUUGCAACGGAACAAGACUUAUUGUUGAUCAAUGUGGACAAUUCGUGCUAGGUUGCAGAUUUGCUACUGGAAUAAGGAAAAACGAAUUUGUUCUCAUCCCUCGAAUAGAUCUCUACACAGAUCAAGGACUUCCGUUUCGAGUUCGGAGGCGACAAUUUCCAGUUCGCUUGGCCUUUGCUACCACGAUCAAUAAGGCUCAGGGCCAGACUCUGACAAAAGUUGGAAUAUAUCUACCCGAAGAUGUAUUCUCUCAUGGGCAACUAUAUGUUGCGCUAUCGAGAGCUCGGAAUGCUGACUCAGUGAAAGUUCUUUCAUCAAAAGCUAAAAUCAAGAAUACUGUCUACAAAAAUGUUUUGUAG